Xenia sp. Carnegie-2017 is the source of this 2700-nucleotide messenger RNA. RefSeq names its product whirlin-like. Gene Ontology annotation, cellular component: plasma membrane. The transcript has 11 exons. Bases 189 to 1991 code for a protein of 600 amino acids. Gene Ontology annotation, molecular function: protein binding. The record is from RefSeq and is a predicted model, not a curated record. NCBI's taxonomy places the organism in Eukaryota, Metazoa, Cnidaria, Anthozoa, Malacalcyonacea, Xeniidae.
CGUAUUGACAAAUGAGCAUAGAAUCAAAUAACAUCAUUGUUGACACUUGGUUACGUACAGCGAAAAUAGACAACAAAACCACAUUGACACGGCAAAGCAACGGAUAUAAUGUUGCGUGUGUUUGCAAAUUAAUAACAUUUACCACUCCAUGGACCAAGUAAUGUCAACAAUGUAAAAUCGUGAAAACAAUGGCAGAAAAAUUUCCUGAGAAACUUUCGCUAAAAGCUUCGCGACUUCAUCGUUCAAUACGAGAAUCUUUUAAUGAGGAGGAUCGCGUUGCUUUAACAGACGUUUUGCGCAUUUAUCAUCAAAACAAAAAUAUACAACGACUCGUCGAAUCUCUGCGCUCUUUAUGUGUUACACAACAACAACGCGAGGAAAUUUACCCGCUGGUGAGAAAUUUUAUUCCCAGUAAACAUCGAGCACGAUUCGACUAUGAGUGUGUAAGACCAAAAUCUGUACAAAGUCACCGUUAUUCAACUUAUUCAAACAGACGUACGAUGAAGCAGCACAAUUAUGGACAUUCUACAACAAGAAGCUUACCAGUCGAUUACCAGAAUGUCUUACAAAAGACCAAUGGCAUGCCGCAACGUCGUUCACAUCUACGAAAACCGCCAAAAUCACAAGCGGAUACAAAGAAAGACCUGCACGCAAGAGUGGUUGUAUUGGAGCAAGAAAAUGAAAAUGGGAAUUUCGGCUUCUCAGUACGCGGUGGUAUUGAAUACAACAUAGGACUAUAUGUUUCCUCCGUUGACAUAGGGUCUGUUGCGCAUAACGCUGGCAUCUCCAUUGGAGAUCAAAUUUUGGAGGUGAACAACGUGGAUUUUCGACAAAUAUCCCAUCAAGAGGCAGUAGAGGUCAUAAGAAAUUCUUCCAUUCUUCAUAUGUUAGUCAAGUCAGAAGGAAAGAUUCCAAGUACUUUUCAAUCAAGCGAAUGUUACAGAUGGGUGGAUAUUAGGGGUAAUGAGGUAUCGCCACCACCAAAACAUGCAGCCAUACUCAAUGGGGACAAAAGCGAGAUGCGUUUAUUAGGUGCUGAUGACGAGAGAAAGGUCAACCUGUUUGUUGCUGAUGGAGCAGAAAUUGGACUGACAAUCAGAGGAGGCAUGGAGCAUGGUUUGGGAAUUUUUGUAGCUUCAGUUGAACAUCACUCUGGAGCUGAUAGGGCUGGGAUACAGGUCGGAGACCAAAUUCUAGAUGUAAAUGGGAAAAGUUUUGUGAAUAUUUCGCAUGAAGAAGCGGUAAGAGUGAUGAAAAGUUCACAGCAACUUGUUAUCAUGUUGAAAGAUGUCGGCAUUCUUCCUCAUGGAAAGCGAGUUUACGAUGAAACAAAAUGGAGGAGGGAAAAUACAGAAAAUAUAGAAAUAUCAAGGCCCUCUUCCUCAAAUUCAAGCGAAAUAAAAUCGCAGGGCAUGAAAAAAACUCCUUCAUUUCACGAACCAAUUGGAAGCUCACAGUUGACGCAUCAUUCUGUCGUUGAUCAUUGUGACGAAGUGCUGAAAAUGACUGCGCGACAGUUGUUAUCAAAUGAUGAACAAAAUGCGCUCACAUUCUAUCUUCAAGAAUACAGAUCGACGCGACUCUCGUUGAAAUCGUUUCUGGCAGUGUUGUAUGAUGUCGUAAAUUCACCUAAAAAAUAUUCUUUGUAUCCGGUGAUUCGUUCGUCAAUAUUACCACGUGAUAUACGGAAAUUUGAUGAAUGGACAGAAACAUUUGAAUCGUUAAAAAUGAAGACCAUUAACGACACCGAUUCAAGAAAUGACAGAUCAUCGCUAUAUUCUUAUAAAAGUACUGAUUCUUCACAGACCAUGGACUCUUGGCUUGGAUUAUUUGAAGACGGAAAGUUGCACACGAAUACAGAUUUCAAAUAUUCUGUUCAGCACAACACUAUCCCUCAACCGCCAAAGGAAUUCCUUGAAGACAACGACAUGAAAGAUAACAUAGCUUUGAUCCUCCUCCUCACCAAACAUUUGAUACAAUGGACGAAGUAAAUGGGAAAAAGACAGUCAAACUUUGUUUGGAAACAAAGGCUCUAAUAAAACAGCCGCGGAGGAUUAUCACUGUUCAUUGCCCGAAACUUCAUUCCACAGAUACGAUACUGAAUCAACUUAUCAUCAUGAAGAAAAUACGACUUCCUUGGACUGUAGUCUUCACUCCCAUUCACCAAAGUCAACUUUUGUGGAAGAAAAAGUGAAUAACGACGCAGAAGAACAGUAUACCAUUCCGCCUCCGAAAUCUGACAGAUUUUACGUAGAAAAAAGCGCAAAAAUUAUCGAUGAUAUGGUGGCCAAAGGACAAAAUAAAGGAACGAGUAAUUUUAAACAAUCUCGAAAGUUGAAACCAGUAAAAAACUCAACAUCAACCUUGACAGACAAGACUGGGAAAAAACACAAUUGCGGACAACCGUUCGUGGUGGAGCUAAUGAAGCACUCAAAUAAUCUUGGUUUAUCAGUGAAAGGCGGUAUGGACACGAAAAAUAAAGAAAUCAGAAUCAAAUCUAUCAAGGACGAAGAAACUGUUGCAGGCUCCUGUCCAUUACUAAAGCCCGGUCAAAUAAUUCUAGGAGUUGAUGACAAAUCACUGCAAAACGUUACAAGUGGCAUUGCGGCAAUGUCCAUAAGACAAGCUUUCAUAGUGAUAAGAAUAUCCUAAAACUUAUAUUGCUAGAUGAUACAUGAAAUAUAUAACUCCUAUUUCUGA